Molecule: messenger RNA, 804 nt
Organism: Frankliniella occidentalis (western flower thrips)
Lineage: Eukaryota; Metazoa; Arthropoda; Insecta; Thysanoptera; Thripidae
Product: protein N-lysine methyltransferase METTL21D-like
Exons: 3
Coding region: 106-774 (222 amino acids)
Biological process (GO): peptidyl-lysine methylation
Cellular component (GO): cytosol; cytoplasm
Molecular function (GO): protein-lysine N-methyltransferase activity
Source: RefSeq, a predicted model, not a curated record
UUAGUGAAACGUUAACGUAGCCGCCCAAACUGUUUACACACACACACCUCUUGCCUCUAUUUUGAUUUUAAUAUUUAUAUCCCACAUCUGAACCUUUACUUUAGUAUGUCAACCAGUGCAGAUCAAGAAAUAAGUGGUGUUUUCACUAGGGAAUUUGAAUUGGAAGGUUUGGACAAAACCCUUCUGUUCAACCAGAAAGAAUGGGGAGAUGUUAGUUGUGUUAUUUGGGAUGCCUCUUUGGUACUUGCACGUUAUUUAGAAAAACGCUCUAAAGAAAACCCCUCUUUCUUAAAAAACGUAAAGACUUUAGAAUUGGGUGCAGGUGUUGGCUGUGUUGGGAUUGUCGCAGCUUGUUUUGGAGCUAAUGUAACAGUGACUGAUUUACCAAGUGUACUUCCUUUACUUCAACUUAAUAUCAAAGAAAAUAAGAAUGUAUGGGCCAGCGGAGGUGGACAAGUCAGAGCUACUGAGCUUAGUUGGGGCAAGAUGAUUAAUGAACUGGAAUCGCCAGACCUCUUAUUACUGGCUGACUGUGUAUAUUACUCUGAGUCUAUUAUCCCAUUAGUUGAGACCAUGAAACAAAUUUCGACAAGAGAGACAGAAAUAAUAAUAUGUCAAGAACAGAGAGACAGUGAAAAGCAAAGAGCUAUAUGGAAGGAGUUCAUGUCUGAAUUAACAAAAUUCUUCCAGUUCAAUCCCAUUCCUACUGAAGAGCAGCAUCCUCUUUUUAAAAGCCCUGAUAUACUUUUGCUGAGAGGUGGCCUGUUACCCUGAUUGAAAAUAAAUUUGUAUGCAUAUCGCCUA